GCUGUUACAACUCCAGAGCAAAUAUAGAGCCACUGCAGAGUAACACAAUUGUUUCGCCGGACCCACCCUCAGAACCCUGCUGGUUCUGCUGAUCCACAAAGAUCUGACGAGUUCAAGGGGGCGAUUGCAAAAUUUCAACGGGGGCGCUCAGGAUUUUUGCGUAUCUAUUACACUGGGGCGCCCGCACACCCAACACAAGCUUUAGUUUCUGGUGUUGGUAUCGUUUGUCUGCCCUCAGUCAGUCAACGACGUAGGAGUACACAUUCAUGCUCUCACAGUCACUGAUUGAUGAAGUGACUGGUAUGAUGUGAUGACAGCUUAAAGAAAUCUUAUAACUGUGCGUUGCAAGACAUUGGGGCCAAAACUAUUAAUCAUAGUGAUAAAAACAAAACGGCGUAGGAAGAUAAAAAGGGGAAAUGAAUGAAGAUCACCAAAGUAGCUCUGGUUGCUGCUAAUUCUUCUUUGCAGCUUGCUGUCAAUCACUCAUCACGCAAUCAUCCUAACCUCGUUACCUUCUUCAACAAAUACGUGGACACCACUAAAGUCUGGUCAUGGAAUUCGGUCAUUGCCGACCUUGCUCGCGGUGGGGAUUCGGUCGAAUCCCUUCUUGCAUUCUCCGCCAUGAGAAAGCUCUCUCUUACACCAAACCGCUCCACUUUCCCUUGCGCUAUUAAAUCCUGCUCUGCCCUCUUUGAUCUUCACUCGGGGAGGCAGAUCCAGUCGCAAGCUUUUGUUUUCGGAUUUCACGAUGAUGUUUUUGUCUCGUCUGCUCUCAUUAACAUGUAUUCCAAAUGUGGUCAUUUGGACGAUGCUCAGAACCUUUUCGAUGAAACGCCUGUUCGAAAUAUGGUUUCUUGGACUUCAAUGAUCACAGGCUAUGUCCAAAACGGACGUCCCUUUGACGCUUUAUCACUUUUUAAAGACUUUCUGACCGAAGAGAGCGUAGCUGAGAAUGAGAACGAAGUGUGUGUCGAUGCAGUUGCUAUGGUUUCUGUUCUUGCAGCUUGUUCGAGUAUUUCAAACAAGAAUGUCACAGAGGGGGUUCAUGGGGUGGUUGUUAAAAAAGGGUUUGCAGAAAAUACGAGAAUCGGGAAUACUCUGGUGGAUGCUUAUGCUAAAUGCGGUCAGCUACGUUUCUCUAGGAAGGCGUUUAAUGAAAUAAUCAACAAAGACGUAACAACUUGGAAUUCAAUGAUUGCAGUUUGUGCUCAACAUGGAAUGUCUACAGAAGCGUUAGAUCUGUUUUAUGCCAUGGUGCGAGAUGCCGAUGUUAAUCACAACGCUGUCACGUUGUCUGCAGUUUUGCUGGCGUGUGCUCAUUCGGGUGCUCUACAAAUUGGAAAAUGUAUACAUGAUCAGGUUAUAAAAAUGGGUCUAGAGGAUGAUGUAGUUGUGGGUACAUCAAUUGUAGACAUGUAUUGCAAAUGUGGAAGAGUAACGAUUGCAAGAACCGCCUUUGACCGUAUGAAAAACAAGAACGUGAGGUCAUGGACCGCCAUGGUUGCCGGUUACGGCAUGCAUGGUUACGCACAAGAGGCUCUAGAUGUCUUCUACGAGAUGGUUCGGGUUAACAUACUGCCAAAUUACAUAACGUUCGUAUCCGUUCUAUCAGCAUGUAGCCAUGCUGGUCUAGUUGAUGAAGGAUGGCACUGGUUCCAAACCAUGACCCGUAAAUAUAGUAUCGAGCCAGGAGUGGAACACUAUAGUUGCAUGGUUGAUCUUUUCGGGCGAGCCGGUUUUCUUAACCGCGCGUAUGAUUUGAUCAAAAAAAUGAAGGUACGGCCCGAUUUUGUCGUGUGGGGCUCUCUUCUUGCUGCUUGUAGAAUGCACAAGAAUGUGGAUCUUGGAGAAAUCGCUGCAAAAAAACUUUUCGAACUAGACCCGCAAAAUUGUGGAUAUUAUGUUUUACUUUCGAAUAUGUACGCUGAUGCUGGAAGGUGGAACGAUGUUGAAAAGAUGAGAAUUUAUAUGAAAAGUCACGCAUUAAGCAAAACACCGGGGUUUAGUUUGGUUGAAUUAAAGGGUCAAGUGCAUGUGUUUUUGGUUGGGGAUAAAGAGCAUCCGGAUCAUGAGAAAAUAUAUUUAUAUUUGGAAGAAUUAUGUAUGAAGGUGCAAGAAGCUGGAUAUGUACCGAAUAUGACAUCGGUUUUACAUGAUAUUGAUAAUGAAGAGAAGGAAAUGACAUUGAAGAUUCAUAGUGAGAAGCUGGCUGUUGCGUAUGCGGUUAUGAACUCGGUUCCUGGUUCAACCAUUCAAGUGAUUAAAAAUCUGAGGAUUUGUGGUGAUUGUCAUGAAACGAUUAAAUUGAUAGCCAAGAUCGUGAAUCGGGAUAUUGUGGUAAGAGAUUCAAAGAGGUUUCAUCAUUUUAGUGAUGGAUUAUGUUCUUGUGGAGAUUACUGGUAAAUGCCAAGGAUUUGUGUUUUUGUAGGAAGAGAUAUAACGUUAUUUGUAUUUGAAAGUUUAACAUUAAUAGAAACAUGAUGUUCACCAACUAUUUGAAGAUCACAUACAAAGCCCUACAAAACCAACAACGUAAGGUGACGUGUCAAUAUGGGUUCGGGUUGAUAUCGCCAAAAUUUGUUGUUUGGUUUGUUUUACCAAGGUGUAUAAGAUACCAUUAAAUUUGCCUAGUUUUUUUGUACUUGAA
Messenger RNA from Helianthus annuus (common sunflower), 2647 nucleotides. RefSeq names its product pentatricopeptide repeat-containing protein At3g26782, mitochondrial. Lineage: Eukaryota; Viridiplantae; Streptophyta; Magnoliopsida; Asterales; Asteraceae. Gene Ontology annotation, molecular function: RNA binding; zinc ion binding; protein binding. Gene Ontology annotation, biological process: RNA modification. The transcript is spliced from 4 exons. The record is from RefSeq and is a predicted model, not a curated record. Bases 421 to 2403 code for a protein of 660 amino acids.